Molecule: messenger RNA, 591 nt
Organism: Plasmodium inui San Antonio 1
Lineage: Eukaryota; Apicomplexa; Aconoidasida; Haemosporida; Plasmodiidae
Exons: 4
Coding region: 1-591 (196 amino acids)
Source: RefSeq, a predicted model, not a curated record
AUGGGUGUUGAAGACAUAUCCGAGGAGGAUCUGGAAAAGGCGACAAGAUCCUUCGUCUCGAUAGAAUCGGCUACCCAAAUAAGCAGAAGAUACGUCCGAAAAAAGCUAGAAGAGAUUUUUAACUUGGAGGAAAAUUCUCUGUACGAAAGGAAAAAAGAGAUUAACGAUAUUGUUGCCAAGGUAUUGACAAACCUCCUGGAAGAGGAAAAUAGGAAAAAAAAUGAAGAGUUGCGGGCUAAGGAUACAGACGCGCACAGCGUAGAAACGAAUGACAAUGUGGAUCAGAAUGGGGAAAACUGCAGUUUGAGGAAAAGGCGAAAUAGCCAGAACAAGACCAAGGGAGAGAUUGUUAAAAAGGAAAACUUGAAUGAUGAUAAAUCGUCUAGUUCGCAGUCAGAUAGCAAUGAUAGAAAUUCAUCCAAAAAGAGGAAAAAAAAUCGCGAGCCCCUUUCUGCUAGGAAAAAACAAGCCAAUGUGAUGACCAAGGAUUACUUCCUAGACAAUGCCGAGUCUCUACUUUGCAACAUAUCGGAUAACAUAAAAUUAAAACUGGAGCCACGAAUUUUCAGCACGGGAAGUUGCGGAUGGUAG